Hibiscus syriacus is the source of this 1321-nucleotide messenger RNA. Its product is annotated as uridylate kinase-like. Gene Ontology annotation, biological process: UDP biosynthetic process. The transcript has 7 exons. Gene Ontology annotation, cellular component: cytoplasm. The coding region runs from base 106 to 1089 and encodes 327 amino acids. Gene Ontology annotation, molecular function: UMP kinase activity. The record is from RefSeq and is a predicted model, not a curated record. NCBI's taxonomy places the organism in Eukaryota, Viridiplantae, Streptophyta, Magnoliopsida, Malvales, Malvaceae.
AAGAAAAACAUAGCAGAGCAGCCGAAGCUUAUCCUUUUGGCGGCGCCCGUUUGAACGAACACAUUGCAGUUUGGUUUUGAAGCAACCAAAAUCUCAUUUUUAUUCAUGGCAGUCUCCAAUUCUGUUCUACCCAUCGUCCCUUUUAGUAUCUAUUCAUCUUCAUCUCCUGUAAAAAACCAUCACCAAAGCAGCUUAAUUCUGAAUCAGCUCAGCUCAUUUAGAGGGUUGGCUAUCAACUGUUCAGCUUCUUCUGAUAUGGGUGCCUCCUCACUCCCAGACCCCAUGAACUUGAGGCACAACCAUAUGUCAUCUCUGGCUCCCUUUGGAGUGCAAAUGAAUGACAAUCCAUCUUACAAAUGGCGAAGGGUUUUGCUUAAAGUAAGUGGAGAAGCAUUAGCGGGAGAUCACACUCAAAACAUUGACCCAAAGAUUACAAUGGCUAUAGCAAGGGAGGUUGCAUCAGUGACUCGCCUGGGCAUUGAGGUUGCAAUUGUGGUCGGUGGGGGUAAUAUUUUUCGUGGCUCCUCUUGGGCUGGGUGUAGUGGACUUGAUCGUUCAUCUGCCGAUUACAUCGGAAUGCUAGCAACUGUAAUGAAUGCUAUGUUUCUUCAAGCGACAAUGGAGAGCAUCGGCAUCCCAACACGUGUCCAGACUGCAUUUCGUAUGUCAGAGGUUGCAGAACCAUAUAUACGUAGAAGGGCCGUGAGGCAUUUGGAGAAAGGGAGGGUCGUCAUUUUUGCUGCUGGAACUGGUAAUCCGUUCUUCACCACUGACACUGCCGCAGCGCUUCGCUGUGCAGAAAUCAAUGCAGAAGUUGUGUUGAAGGCCACAAAUGUAGAUGGGGUAUACGAUGAUGAUCCUAGGCGUAAUCCAAAUGCCCGGCUUCAUGACACACUGACUUAUCAUGAGGUGACUUCAAAAGAUCUCUCGGUGAUGGACAUGACUGCCAUUACUCUGUGCCAAGAAAAUAACAUUCCCGUUGUUGUCUUCAACUUAACAAAAGCGGGGAACAUCGCAAAAGCAAUUAAGGGGGAGAGUGUCGGUACAUUGAUCGGCGGAACAUGGAAUUCAACAGUGGCAACGGCAUGAACAAGAUACUUUGAUGUUGUUGUAAUUCAUUGAUGAAACAUAAGCAUAAUGAGAGCUUUUCCAGGGUAAGUUUCCUGGAGAUUACAUAUGAGGAACUGAAGCAAGAAAUCAAAUGCACUCUUUUGACUGAUGAAAUGCUGGUUUCUGCACAAAAAUAUGUGGAUCGCCGACACUUUUGAAAAUUGUAGCCAUCUUAAUCAAACAGUUAAUUAUUGAAUGAUUUCUAUAUCAA